GGCCCUGCUCAGAGUUCUCAGAUGGGACCAAAGCUUCAGCAGCCCCGGACUCACGCACUCCCACAUCAGCCUGCGGGGGGAGAGAGAGCAGAGACGAAGAGGCAGGAAGAGAGAGAGAGAGAGAGAGAGAGCGGCGCAGAGAGCAGAGGGCUGCUGCUGGAGGUGCACGCCGGCUGAGAGCUACAGGACAGCCAGAGUGUGUGUGUGUGUGUGUGUGUGUGUGUGUGAUUCUCCUUACGCUGGGUUUUCUGAGAGAGCUGUUGAUGAGGCAGGCUGGGUCAGCUCCAUCUCAUCUCAGUCUGGCGUCCAGGGGUGACCGCGGGGGCCGAAGUGUGUGCCGCUCCUCAAGUGUGUGUGACUUUAUUUUGCAACUCUUGAACACUGGAACUGUACUGUAAGCAUUAUGACUCUUCUGGGCUCUGAACACUCCAUACUGAUACGAAGCAAGUUUAGAUCAGUCCUACAGUUAAGACUUCAGCAGAGGAGGACACGAGAGCAGCUGGCAGACCAAGGCAUCAUGCCUCACCCGGCCUCAGACAGCUCCUCUCUGGAGGCCCAGAUGAGGCUUAAGCGAGCGCGGCUCGCCGAGGACCUGAAUGAGAAGCUGGCUCUCAGGCCGGGGCCCCUGGAGCUGGUCCAAAAGAAUAUCAUUCCCCUACACUCUGGCGUCACAAUGACAGUAAACCAUGGUAAGUUCCCAAAGCAGGAGGACUCGUAUGCGUUCGAGGAGGACAGCAGCAGCGAGAGUCUGUCUCCAGAGCAGCACCACAGCGACGAGUCGCAGGGCUCGGCCUGCCCUUCAUCUGAGGCCGUUGGCAGCGCGCCGUCCUCCUCCUCCUCACCUGCCCUCACCAGCCCACGCCAGGGAGGUGCAGCCCGAGACCCUCCUGAUCAAAACCAGGAUGAAGGCCUGUCCGGUGCCAACAACAGCCAGGCGACUCCCCCAAUACCUGUUCCUGCUAUUGUCAAGUCCAAGACGUCAGACAAGAACCGUCACAAGAAGCCCAAAGAUGUGAAGCCAAAGGUGAAGAAGCUCAAGUACCACCAGUACAUUCCUCCGGACCAGAAGGCAGAGAAGUCUCCUCCGCCCAUGGACUCGGCCUACGCCCGACUCCUCCAGCAGCAGCAGCUCUUCCUGCAGCUGCAGAUCCUCAGCCAGCAGAAGCACGCUCACACACAUCCACAGUCGCAGCAGUCUCAGCUGCACGCACACACACCACAGACGCAGGCCCAGGCCCAGGCUCAGCAGCGGCAGCCCGCCUUCAGCUACCAGCCCCACCCACAGACCCAGACCCAGAAAGGAGCCAAUGAGCAGCUAUCAGCUUGUAGCUCCAGCGGUCCAUCCAGCCAGGCCAACAGUAACUCCUCGUCCCCGGUCAAGAACACAUAUCCCAACCAAAGCAACAUCUCACCGGUCAAACCUGGGCCCCUGCCAGCUAAUCUGGAUGACCUAAAAGUAUCAGAGCUCCGGCAGCACCUGCGUAUUCGCGGCAUGCCCGUCUCCGGCACUAAGACGGCCCUCAUCGAUCGACUCCGACCGUUCAAGGACUCUAACGCUGGCUCCUCGCCCUCCGGCUCCUCUGACAUCACCACGGUGACCUUCCCUGUCACACCAACAGGGUCCCUGUCCUCCUACCAGUCCCCAUCCUCCUCCAGCGCCCUGUCCCAGGGAGGCUACUACCCUUACCCCAGCACCUCCUCCACCCCUCCCAUCUCUCCGGCCUCCUCCGAGCUGUCCCUCAGCGGCUCGCUCCCCGACAGCUUCAGCGACGUCCCCAUGUCCUCGCCGACACAGUUCGCCCUGCAGCCAUCUCCGGCCCAGCUCAACAUGGAGGACGGCCUGGGAGGAGGCAGUCUGAGCGGGGGAGGACUGAGGGCCGGGGAUGGUGGAUGCAUGGAUGGCGUGGAAGCCGAAAAAGAUAAGAUGUUGGUGGAGAAGCAGAAGGUGAUAGAAGAGCUGACGUGGAAGCUGCAUCAGGAGCAGAGACAGGUUGAAGAGCUGAAGAUGCAGCUCCACAAGAGGAAACGCUGCUAUGGAGCAACACAGGACGCCAUCCCGCCCCCAUCCCACCCCUCCAUGCACCACCAGCACACUCCAGCCAUGAUGGGCCAGCACUUCUUUGGGGUGACCAUCAAGCAGGAGCCCAUGUCCAUGUCCUCCAGCUGCCCCCUGUCCUCUCCCAAACAGCUGAAGAGCUCUCCUGGCAGCUGCAUGGAGGAUAUGGGACACUGCAACACCUCCCUCCCCAGUAUGGGGGGCCAAGGUGGGGCGCAAUGUAUGGACACGACCCCGUCCUCUGGCAGCCCCUCCACAAUGUCCGCCUUCCUCAGUCCACAGUGCUCACCGCAGGACUCCCCCAUUGGAAAGCCUUCUUGUAGCCCCCAGCCUUCAUCCCCUAAUAACCCCUACCUGCUGUCACCCCCACUGGGAAGAGACGGCUGCGGUCACCCUCACCCCCAGGGCAAUAACAGAGCACGCAACAUGCAGCAGAUGCAGCAGAAAAAUGGCGGCCAGGCUGUGAACUGCUCCUACCCUUCUGACCAAAGAGGCCUUCAGGGAGUCUUUCCCAACUCAACUGACUGUGGCCACGGCGGCUCAGCCAAGACUGAAAACCAGAAUUUCCAGCCAAAGAUGUCAGUAUUGCCCUCACCUCGGCAUGUUGGCCAAAAGUGCCAGGUCUCUCCCCCUGCCUUCAGUAGCUCAGAUUCAGAUGCAUCUGACUUAAGACAGCCCCCAUGCUAUGAGGAUGCAGUAAAGCAGCAACUGACCAGAAGUCAGCAGAUGGACGAACUUUUGGAUGUGCUCAUAGAGAGUGGAGAGAUGCCAGCUAACGCCAGAGAAGAGAGGGAGAGGUCCUGUGUAACCAAAGUUGUGCCUCACAUUACUGUGUCCCCAGGGUGUCCCGGCCUCCUCAUCCCGAGGUUCAACCGCCACUACGAACAGCUGUGUGCCGCCCAGCUCCCUUACGACCACUCGGCCAAUCACAUCGCCGAGAGCCACCUGGAGACUCUGCUGGGAAGUCCGAUAGGCCGGGGGGCAGAGGUGGCCCUUCUUAAAAUGUCAGCCGAGGACAGGGGGCAGGAAGAUGAAGGGAACAGAGACGGCGAAGGGUACGGCAGCCCCCACAACCACCACCGCCACCCUCAUCACCCCCAACAGGACAAACUUGUGACCAACAGGGAUCUGAUGGACACCCCUCUGUCGCCCAUCAGCACCAAGGUGUCCGCUGUCCCAGAGGUGCAGGGGAUGGUCAGCAUGACUUUCAGCGAGACGCCGUGGGAGACAAUGGAGUGGCUGGACCUGACGCCACCCAGCUCGGCCACGGCCUUCAGCGUGGCUCCACCCAGCGGACCCAGCAUCUUCAACACAGAGUUCCUGGAUGUCACAGACAUUAACUUGAACUCUGCCAUGGACCUUCACCUGGAGCACUGGUGAAAGCGCCACUGCCGCCCAAAGCGCUGGUUAGCAACAUGCUCGCCAUACGCCGUCAAACACAAAGACACCAGCUUGCAAGUAGCUGUACGGACCGCUCAUUAUCAGCUAUGAUCAUACCAAAGAACUAUUGAAUUUUGACUUUUGAAAUACCUUAACAGCUUCAGUCCAAGUGCCAGAGGUUCCUCCUGUUAUAAUACGGUGGGACAUGACAUCAAGUAGACCACUUAGCCAACAUCCAUAGAUUGAUGGCCAAGUCAGACGUUGAACUAUAGAAUUAUAUUUUGACUUACGUUCACUUCACUGAAAUGAGGUUCUCAUGUUGUCCUAAUACCUAGAAUCCAAAGACCAGGUGCUUUUUGACAUGAUCUUUGUCCAUUUUGGACAACGACGCGCACAAGCUGCCAAACAAGUAUGUGGACACAUGAAGGAUGUUCUAGAUAAUGAAGCACGUGACUACAGUGCUUUAUACCAACACUUUAUGCAAUGUCAGUGUUACGCCACCUAGACUUGAAGACACAUUCUGACAAUCAUUGUAUAUUUUGAGUCUAUGUUUGUAUUACUGGAAAAAACAAAACAAAAGAAAAAGAAAAAAAACCCAAAGGACUUACAAGGUGAAUUGGAUGCUUAGCACGGCCAUUUUGUAAAUAUCUUAACUAUCUGUACUGACAGAGACAUGUUGACGUCUGCAUAUUUUGUCAGCGGUGUGGGAGACGACACAAACCACAAAUCUAGUGUAUUAUGUAACCAGUUCAUCAUUUGUUGUAAAUAUGACAAAACAAAAAAAAUAUCUCACUGUGCACCUCUUGCUAAAUACACGUGUCACAGUUUGCUUGAGCUUAGAAUAUGUGUGUAGAAAUGCUUGUCAUUCCUUUGAAGGACUUUUUUUUUUAUACAAGUGUCUUGACGCUAUUUGGCGCAUUUAUCCACAGAAAGACAUUAUGGAGAGAAACUGAUGUCUUUUGAGAAAACUUUGGUCUUAUCGAUUGUAGCGGAGGACAAACCGUGCCUUACAUUCAGCAGCUUUUCAUGAAGGAUUUUUUUUUUUUUUAUAUAUACCAGCUUCCCCUUUACAAAUAACUAUAAUUAAAGCUGUUGAUGGAUAAAUAGAGAGCUCCGACAGAAGUCUAUUUUUUUGUAGUUGAAAAUGACAAAACAAACAUUUAAUAAAAAAAACACAUCUUCAUCUCUUUUUGUUUUACCAAGUAGUUUUUUGUCCUAAAAAAAAAAAAAAAAAUCACCCUUUCUAUUCCCAGGCCCAUCACAGUUAUUUAUUUUGUCUUUUAUAUAUUUAUAUUUUAUCCUGUAUUUAUACUGACAUUCCUUUCUAACAGAUUGGGGCUCUUUACCAGAAAAAGAAAAAAAAAAACUCCAGUGCUGCCAUUCUGACCACGGACAUUUCUUAGAAAAUCGGUUCUCUUAAAAAUGUGAUCGAGUGGAGAAACCACUUGUAAAAGCCAUGCUUUCUUAAAUCACUUUCUUUAGGCAAUCAUAUGAAGAGGAAAUGUCCAUUAUAAGCACUUGUGAAUAGGAAAAUGUAAUAUAUUCAGAUCUUUACUGUGAAUACUGCAUAUCAACACUGCAUAGUACCAGAGCCAGCCGAGACACACAGGAGUUACACUAAUGAGAUGAGUUCAGAAGGUUCAUUUGUGUGUGUUUUUAACACUUGUUGAAGGUUGCAGGAAGGACUCUGUCACUGUGGUGUGGAGUCAGCCUUCUCCUCUAACCCUCAGCAACAAAGUAAAUGAGCUUACUUCCCAAAAUGUCAAACUAUUUCUUCACGUGGAUUGGCCAGUUUCUUGCGUUAACAAAUCAUGUCCUCCGUGAACAUGAAUUUCACUUUGUGUUCUGUUCAGACCAAUUUUUUGUUGUUGUUUUUUCUCCUGUUACUUAUAAAGUGUUGCACUUGCUGAAUGGGUUCAGUGGGCUAUGAUGCCCAUUCGGGAUAUCUGACAAAGUUGAUAUUCUUUCCUUCCUGUCUUCUGUUUGAAGAAUUUUCUACCGGCCUUCAUUUUUGGGUGUUUGUUUUAUCUCAUGGCGUUCAUUUAGCAAUCAUUUCCCCCCCUAAUGAAGAAAAGAAAACUCACAUCUGACAGAAGCUUCCAUGUUGCUUAGCCACUGACUUGCUUUACUAUUGUGGAAAAAAUAAAUAAAUACAGUAUUUGCCUGCAUCCCUGUAUACUACAGAAAGAAUAAACUUAUCACAGCAAAAUCAUUUCUGCAGUCACUUCUUUUUUUUUUUUUUUUCAUUAUUCGCGUCCAAUUUGCAAGAAGCACACAACGCGGCUGUUUAAUCUUUUCCGUGGGAACUUUAUUUGUAACCCUUGAUAAAGAUACAAUAUAAUAUUCUUCGCCCUUAAUAUUAUCUUAUAAUCUAAUGAACAUUCUAGUAAAAUUGCAAUUUUAUACAACAUGUACCCUGGAGUUUCACCAGUGGUAAGUUAGCUUCCUGGAAAUGUGUCCCUGUGAGAGAAGAACAAAUCUGGAUGCUGUUUGCAGUGAAACGGCGACCGUCUGUCGCGUGGCAUGGAGACCACAGGCUUCAUCAGGGGGUUUGCACCAUUUCGCAUGACAGAUCUGACUUCAUUCUCUGUUAUAUAGAGAGAAUCAUGUCUGGUCUACACUGCAUCUCCACCAACUUCACGUUUCACGUUUUACGCUCUUCUGAAUGAGCCAGGAGCAUUUAGCAAGCCUGUCCUCGAACUCGCCGACACUUCCAAAUGAUGGUGGCCAUUUUCCAACAUGGCGGACACCUAUAGAGGCCUUUGUUGUAGAAUUUCUUUUUAUUAAAAACGUAAAGGGAAACUCCAGCUAAUCUUUACACAUAUAUGUCCAUUUAACAGUCAUCAGGAGUACUGGUAAGCCUCUGAAAAAAAAGUUGUACAAUGUCUUCUGUGGCUCUCAAGGAGCUUUGUCAAGUUGUCAUAAAUAAAUAACCCUAUGAUGAUGUCAUCAAGACUAUUCUUUUUGGUUUCGGGGCCCAUAUCAAAGACUGAAGAUCAGGGUAUGUUGGCUGCUCUUCGUUAAUCUGUCUCCCAAUGUUGUGAAAGCACGACACUAAAAUUGCUGGAAAUGUAAUACAGCAUAACGUGAAAAGAAAAAGGCAAAAUAAUGAAAAA
Messenger RNA from Acanthopagrus latus (yellowfin seabream), 6552 nucleotides. RefSeq names its product myocardin (gene myocd). The record is from RefSeq and is a predicted model, not a curated record. Bases 404 to 3436 code for a protein of 1010 amino acids. NCBI's taxonomy places the organism in Eukaryota, Metazoa, Chordata, Actinopteri, Spariformes, Sparidae. The transcript has 13 exons. Gene Ontology annotation, biological process: smooth muscle cell differentiation; cardiac muscle cell differentiation.